GCGGUGGGAGACGAAGGACAGAUCUGGUGACUUUGUGUAUAUCAGAAAACUACAGGGCUUGGGCGCACGUGUUUGUAUAUUGAGAUGAAAGGUUACCUGUGACGCGGCCCUACUCUGGGUGACGAUGUGACGGGAAUGUGACCUUGAGUUGCUGUGAAAUGUCGACACGGAAAAGCAAUUAAGCUUGAAAGUGGAGCUGGGUUGAAUUUGUAUCAGCGUGAGUGGUUAAUUAGCGUGACAUGAUCAGGUGUUUGUAUACAGUGACUUGGUUAUCGAGACUUGAAACGAAGCGCGGUACUUGGACGUGGAAAUAAAGGAUUACGCAAAACUGUGAUGAUGAAAGCAUGAAAACAAGAAAAAAAAACACUAGACACAAAGCUGAAACGUAACACGGUGCUAAUUAAAAUUAUUUAGACUCGAAACUCUAGGAAUCAAACACCAAAACACAUCGGAGAAGAAAAAACUGUUAAAAAUAAAAAGUGUGGGAAACAACGUCAAACAAACUCCCCGCAACACUCGAUAACGUCAACAGCGCCUGAAAACUCCCGCCCCGUCACCAUGUCGUACUCAAUGGCGGAGUGGACAGAUCGUAACGCCAGCGCGCGUCACUGGGGCGCAGAAGAGAGAGAAGCGGACGUGCAGGAGAAAGGGCAUCUGUGGAGCAUUGUGGAGACGGCGACGCGGCAGGAAAUGAAGACGUCAGGCGAAGACGGCCCGGCGGAGGCGAUGAAGGUGGAGUGGGAACACAUCAUUAAGAGAUCGCGGCAGGAAGACGAUACCAUGGCGCACGACCAAGGGCGUGGAGAUGGCGACGCCACGCAGCCCGGCAACGCCACAACGAACGCUCCUGAGCUGAGCGUGGACCCGCUGGCCAUUGCUGAAGACUUCCCGUGCAAUGAAGACCCCGCGGAGUUCAGCAAAUACCUGGUGGAGUCAUGCAACUGGGGCGCCGUCAAGCAAGAACUCAGCCUUGAGGAACAGACAGCCUCUCUCACCCUUCAGGAGCAACAACAACAACAACAGCAGCGGCAGCGGCAGCAGCAGCAGCAGCAAUACUCCCAGUCCUCUACAGUCUACUCGUACAUAACAAUAGAGAGCGAGGGUGGCGUCAGCGGCACCUCCUCCUUCACCGACAUGACCUCCACCAUGAGGGUGACACGAGAGGCCACCAACGCCCUCUACUCUGAGCUACCCACGCACCACCUCGUCCCCAGCCACGCAGACCAAGCCCAGUACCUCUCCGGCACUGCGGUGAACCACGGCGAGGGACAGAGCGGGCAGGGCGGCUCCCCGCCGGCCUUCAUGUCCAUCAUGAACACGCCCAGCCCUUCCAGCAACAACUCUGACAGCUCGCAGUGCGCCUACGCCUCGCCGCUGUACUCCCCGCAGCACCCUCAGAGCCUCUACGGUAAUUACAGUAAUGGUCAAAACCUACAGUACAACCACGUAGCCACCUCCCCCACGUACAGCACUGUCCCUGAUAAUUCCCCUCCCACGUUUGGCCUCCCACCCCCGGGCCAGGCCACGCCCACAUACAACCACAUCCCUCCACAAAUGACGCCUGCCUACACCCAAAUGUUUUAUCAAACACCAUCCACAUACAACUACCAGCAGGACCUAGUCACGCCCACAUGCACCCACCCUCCCGACAACCCUCCCUCCAUCACCCGCCCCCGCUCCUCCCACAUCUCCCCGGGCGUCACUCCUCUGCCUGCUCCCGUCACCACCUCUCCUUACCCCGAGGACUCCAAGGUGCGAAAUGGCAAGAUCUACUACACCACUUACCUCAACAACCACGGCGCGGCGGUGCCCAAAUUCGAGCGUCCAGCCAGACACCCGUCCGGCCCCACGCCCUCCCAAAGCGGCCAAGGCCGAGGGCAGUUCGCCGUGCAGUACCCCAAGGCCAAGAUGUUCCCGCUGCCUCCCGAUGUGUCACUGAGCCGCUUCUUCCAAGAGUUCGAGGGCGCCUUCCCCUACCACGUGACAGCCCAGCAUGGCAACCCGGUUGGUUAUGGAUUUGGCUCCUUUGCCUACCCGAAUAAUCAUGGCAGCGUGCCCGGCACGUCCUCAUCUCCUCAAGUAUCCGCUCAGUUCCCCGCAUCUUACCCCACCGCAGGCGUCGCCCCACACUCCCAUGCUUGUGGCGGUGCCCGGCACAAGACAUGCAGUAAGAACAAUAACAGCAGACAUGAACCUAAUCGUGAGUCCCCAAAGGGGUCGCCGUGUGGCUCCGUCAAGGAAAGGGAGCGCAUCGCCAGACGCGCCGCCAGGAGGCUCAGCCGCGGCGUGCUCAAGAGGAAGCGGGGCUGCACCUGCUACUCCUGUCAAAUCGUGUUCGCCUCAUCCGGCCACCUCAAGCGCCACAUGGAGGCCCACGGCUCAAAUCGCCGAUUCAAGUGCCCUCACCCUUACUGUGACGUGGCUUACAGCCGCCAGGACAACCUGAAGGCCCACGUAGCCAAAGCCAUCCACCGCAGGGAGGGAGACCCCUACGCCAUCCCAGUCUCCGAUGAUGAGGACUCUGACGAUGAGUGUAACUUUGGAGGAGACAACAACAUCAUCGGCAUUAACGACUUCGGGAACUACGAGCCGGACGACUACGACGAGGAGACAUAGGACGCCCCGCCUCGGCCCGGCCUCCCCUCCCCUGCUGACUGACCUGGACUUUUUUUGAGGACUUGCUUUGACUCUUCCUCUGACUCUUUGACUACUUGCAGUGUACGUUAUCUCGCGUGGUUAUUUUCCACAACCUCAGGAUUAAUCUAGUUACGUUAGUAUUAGUUUUAUAGCAUUAUGCUUCAUUGUUACAGUUUUGUUUUAAACAACUUCCUAAAACACUAUACAUUUAUAUGAUAUUCAUAUUUGAUGUUUAAUUUUUAUUAUAUUUUUAGUUUGAAGACUUUAAAAUAAACUUUUAGCAGCGUUGAGCCCUCAGUUUCAGACUGAGGAAAGCUGCGCCCGCAGAUCUUGUUUUUAACGAGACCUGAUACUGCUGUACAUAUAUAUAUAAACAUAUAUAUAUUUGUGACGCUUUACUUUAAGUAUGCUUACAAAUUUUAAAGGUUAUUAGUUCACUCACGCCUGCCUGAGGAGCAGUUGAGGAGUUUGGUUACAGUGACUCACGGGGCCGCGCGUCCCUCUGGGCAUGAGAGCGGCGAGUCAUGAGAUGCUUGGGUUUACUUUAGUCUGUUGUCUUUAUUUCACUCAGCACAGCGGCCACCAAGUCACUGUCUUACUAGCUUUAAAGUCCUGGAUGAUUCACAGUAAAAUUUAUGCAGUAAUGUAAUAUACAGAUGAAAAAUUGGUAGUUGUGUUAGAGACCAAAACGAAGGUCAUGCAGUUACUUCUGUAUUCAAAAUUAGUGCACAUUUACUAUACCUGUGGCGUGCUUUUUUAGUCACGUUCUUGCAUCGCCACUUCGCAUUCCCUGGGACCCCCUCAUGAAAGACCGGUUCGCAUCGAGCUGUCAAACGGCUGAGUAGAAAUGUUAGGCAGGUGAUCGUUCCCGGUAGGCAGUAAGUGACACACUGAAGCUGAGUGUUUGUGUUUGAUAUUGUGAUACUAAUACUGAGUUGUAUGUGAUGGCUAAAAAGAAAAAAAAGAAUAAAUCGUGAUUUUGCUUCA
Molecule: messenger RNA, 3624 nt
Organism: Scylla paramamosain (green mud crab)
Lineage: Eukaryota; Metazoa; Arthropoda; Malacostraca; Decapoda; Portunidae
Exons: 4
Coding region: 559-2616 (685 amino acids)
Biological process (GO): regulation of transcription by RNA polymerase II
Cellular component (GO): PcG protein complex; chromatin; transcription regulator complex
Molecular function (GO): RNA polymerase II cis-regulatory region sequence-specific DNA binding; DNA-binding transcription factor activity, RNA polymerase II-specific
Source: RefSeq, a predicted model, not a curated record